UCGAUAACAGGGCCCCGUCCAUGUCAUUUCGGGUGCGUUUCGCGUUUUUUUUGUAGCCUUCCGAAAUUGCUUGCAUAAAAAUAAGGGUUUCAAGUGAAUUAAUAAUAUAUUGUGGCUCAUCGUAUGUGUGUGGCAGCAUUUUAUUGUGCAGUGAUCCCCUCCCUUCGUGCAAGUAGUUCAGCAGGGCAGUGAGUGAACGUGUAAAACAAGAAAACAACGAAAAUGAUUCAAUGACGUCGCGAAACGAAUCCGAAUCGACAAAGAGAAAGAGCAAGAAAAGUGGACUGUAUCUGCUUCCCACCCGUAUGCUGGGCUGGUUGACAGCAUAAUCAGUAUUAAAAUUGUGUAAAAACACCAACAAACUUAAAAUCAAUACCACUGAGAGAGGAAAACAUGUGCUAAACAUCAACUACGCUUCAAAAUGGGAUCGCGUAUCAAGAACGAUGUAAAGAAACUCUUCGAGUUUUGGUGCGAAAUCAAGCCCACACCCGGCCUGGAGCGCGGAACAAGCCCACGGAACGGCGCCGCCGCAACUCCCGCAGGCGUGAUCGUGGAGAGCUUCCCAGAAGGAUUCCGCGAUAAAGAGGUGCUAACCGGCAUACCAUCGUUUGCGUUUCCCUGCGAUCUCGAAAGCGAAUCGGUGCAAUCGUAUUCCUUUGUCCACACCACCGGCGACUCAAAAUGGCGUUUUGGCUUCUGUCGACACGAUCCCAAGGCGAACACAGCGAUGGUUUUGAUCACCUACUUGCCGUGGCACGACACCUUCCUGAAAUUGUUGCCCGUGCUAGCGGAGUUGAGGCGAACCGAUGCGACUGGCUUCAAGACGUUCCUGUCGGAGGCCUACAAUCGUGGAGUGCCCGACUCGGGCGGCAGCUUGACGGUGUUCUACAACAGUGGACGGAGUCACUUUAUAUUCGAGCGUCCGCUGCAGUUCCAAUUGCCAAGCAUGCCGGAAAACCACAAUCUAAGUCUGUACUACAACUUUGUGGAUCCCAAGGAGAUGAUUGCUGUGUUUGCGGCCAUGCUGGCCGAGCGGCGGAUCAUAUUCACCUCGCGACACCUGGAUCGCCUCUCCUCGUGCAUACAGGCGGCCAAUGCAUUCCUAUUCCCCAUGGUCUGGCAGCACAUAUUCAUCCCGGUGCUGCCGUGGGAGUUCAAAGACUACCUGGGUGCCCCGAUGCCAUAUUUAAUUGGUGUGCCAAAGCCAGUGCUCGAAACCGUAUCCGAGGAUGAGCUCGGGGAAGUUGUAAUCUUAAACUGUGAUACAAAUACAUUUGAGAGUCCCUUUGACGAUGUGCACGACAUGCCUGCGGAGAUUGUGUCGCAGCUGAAGAAGCAUCUGAAUCACACGCAGGACCACAUCGGUGAUCGCAUCUCGAAGAUAUUUCUGAAUGCGCUGGUGCAGCUGAUUGGCGGCUAUCGGGACGCCGUUGAGUACCACGAGACCAGCAAGACGUUCAACCACGACAAAUUCAUUGAAUCUCGGCCGGCUCAUUUGCGGCCAUUUCUUGCCAAAAUGAUGGAGCUACAGAUCUUUGCCCAGUUCAUCGAUGAUCGCCUGAAAAUGCUCAACAGCGGCCUAGGCUUCUCCGACGAGUUUGAGCUGGAGACCGUGCGCUAUGCGGAGAAGAUGCGCAAGCGUGGCCGCAACUUUCUCAAGAAUGUCAAGGACAAGACUAAUCCUGCUGUUAAGUCUGCCGUCAAAUCGGUGAAGGACGGCUCGCGGGGCAUGAAGACCGCCUACAAGGGCUUCAAGACCAAGCUGCGAGAGAACGGCAACCAGUUGGGCGGAACCAAUUUCCACUUUGGUCUGGGCUCGCCCACCCACUCGGACCGACCGGAUGGCGGCAGUGGUGGAUACGUCCGUAGUGGCAGAGGUCUUGGAGCAGCCCACCACUCGGCACCCAGUUCGCCAGUCACCAGCAAGCGGCUAGACAAUGGAAUCGGAGGCACCCACGGAACGGGUGCCAUCACAGGCACCGGCAGCAGUCACACAAACGGCUCGCUGGCCAGAGAGCCCCGGGAGUACGGGGCACGACGCGGGCCAGUUCCACUGGCGAUGUCUAGCUCGAGUAGCCACAUACAGCCGAACGGUCAUGCGUACGGGGCGCAUGCUGCUGCUCAUUAUGGUCAUCAUCUGGCUGCGUCUCCUGCUGUCAGCUCGGCGAGCUCGCUCUGUUCAUCGUCGGAGAUGAACCUGUCGCAGGAGCUGCAGAACCAUCCACUCUUCAAGACGCCGGCUGUGGAUCGCAGUCUUAAGCCAAGCUCAGAUCACCACACCACACGCACUCAGCGAGGAGGAGCGCCGCCGGCUCGACCACCGCCUCCCCAGUCUAUGCAGCCCACGCAGCCAGCCUCCGCCUUUUACUACAAUCAUCCGUAUGCCACGCAUCAGCACGUGGAGACGAAGCCGCCGCGCCACACCUCCACGCCGACCAAACCACGUCAGCCACUGCCUACCACGGACUCCAGUUUUGAUAGUCCACCGGAUGUGCAGUCACCGCCCAUUCCACCGCGAAGGCAAUGCGGCUCCAAUGCUGUGGCCGCCACAGCAGCCGCCGUCAGUGCGGAGAUCAGCAAGCUGGAGCGUAACUGCUGGCAGGAUGAUCCAGCAGCACCAAACAAUUCCGUACGCAACUCCAACGCAUCUUCCACAACAUCGACGUCGUCUUCCUGCUCCUCCGGCGCCUCCUUUGUGACGGCCGCCUCAACGUUCUCGCAUCUGAAUGUCUCCGAUCCGCCCAUUCCGACACCAAGGGCCAAGAGAGAGCAGUCCCAGCAGCAGCAUCACCACCACCCCCAUCAGCCGCUGGAGGACAGCAUGAACGAUCUGAUAUCGCUGGACGAUAGCAACAACACCAGCUUCGACCUGGAGGACUUUGACCCGCUCAACCAGAAUGCACGGCCAAUGCCUCCGCUGGGCAAAGUCUUCAACAAGAAAUCUUCUACACUUCCAGCGGGCGUCAACAGCAGUGUGGUAACCGCAGCGUCGUCGGGCAACAGUGUCAGCAACCCACUCUAUCCGUAUUUCGCUCCCAAGCACAUGGCUACAGUCGCUGCUGUGACCGGAGGUCGAGCCCCUCCUUUGCCGCCGCAAAUUCAACGCAACACCAUUGCCGCUAGGCCGGACGAUGACUUUGAGCUGCUGCGCAAAUACGGGCUGGAUCAGUUCACAUUAAAUGCCAACGCAGCGGAGAAGCAGCAUCAGCAGCAGAAGCCGGCCAUAAUCACGGCAGGAAGUGCAGCUGGCAAGGGUAUGAACAACUGGACGACGUUCGAUUAGAGGGCAACCGCAUCCUGCUAGAGAUAUAUACCAAAAUAAGUGUGAUUCAAGUUCAUUCAAAUGUGUUGUAAAUAGCUAGGAGAUAGGAGAUAAACGGAAGUCACGAUGGGAUCACGAAGAUCAAUGACCGAUGACAGCAAAAUAACUCUUAGGAGUCGAGUUCUUCUCAGUGGCCGGUUCUUUCGUUCAGAUCAGAUCAAAGUAAUUAAGAGUCUUGCUUGUGUAAAUAAUUGUAUUUAGUAGGUUGCAUGAAAAGGAAGCUAU
This is a messenger RNA of Drosophila guanche, 3547 nucleotides long. RefSeq names its product DENN domain-containing protein 1A. Lineage: Eukaryota; Metazoa; Arthropoda; Insecta; Diptera; Drosophilidae. Bases 422 to 3283 code for a protein of 953 amino acids. The transcript is spliced from 10 exons. Gene Ontology annotation, cellular component: intracellular membrane-bounded organelle; cytosol. The record is from RefSeq and is a predicted model, not a curated record. Gene Ontology annotation, molecular function: guanyl-nucleotide exchange factor activity; phosphatidylinositol phosphate binding. Gene Ontology annotation, biological process: endocytic recycling; endocytosis.